AUGGCAGGUCCAGAAGAUGGGUACUUCAAUGACUUAUCUCAGCAACCUCCGGCACAGAACACAUCGCAGUCCCAAGCCGGUCCUGCUGCUGGCAGUACUUCCCAGAACGAAGAUGACAACAGCUACGUCCCUCGACCGAAGCGCAUUGCCUGUGUCGUCUGCAGGAAGAGAAAGCUGAGAUGCGACGGAAAGAAACCCAGUUGUGGUACUUGCUCCCGACUGGGGCACAAUUGUGCAUAUGACGAGGUAGAGACUCUCUUGAGAAAUCAGGAGAGAGAAGCAUCGCGGAACCCGACCACGCAACAACCACAACAGCCCGAACAGAACAACACCUAUACGACCCCUAUACCAAGUGAUCCAUUUCAAGGAAUCCCAGAUCUCUCGUCGCUAUCAAACAAUCUCAAUAGCCACAAUGCACCACUUGGCGCAAGUUUCGAACAGACGCAGCAGAGCCAAGCAGGGUUUCCUGCUACUGAUCUGGGGCUGGAUGGAGACUUCUCCUGGGAGAUGAUCAGUCUCGGGUUAGAGGAGCCAUUACCACCCAAAGAUGUUACAGAUGAACUGAACGACAUAUAUUUCAAAAAGAUCCAUCCUUCGAUUCCAAUGAUACAUCGCCCACGAUAUUACGCUGCUAUGGACUUAGCUCCCAAUAUGCGUCCUCCGGUAUGCCUGCGCUACAUCAUGUGGUGUUUGGCAGCCUCGAUCACCCCCAAGUAUUCUUUCCUGCAGGAACAUUUCUAUGCGCGCGCGCGCAAAUACAUCGAGAUGGAUGAAAUGAAGGGCCAUGGAGAGAAUAUAGUCAGCGUUGCACACUGUCAAUGCUGGCUUCUUAUUGCGUUGUAUGAGUUCAAGCAGAUGUUCUUUCCCCGAGCGUGGAUAAGCACCGGAAGAGCGGGGAGGCUUGCGUCAAUGAUGAGUCUGAACCGGCUGGACGGCGUGGGUCUCGAUGUAAAACAGUCUAUCCCACCGCCUCGAGACUGGACUGAAAGGGAAGAACGAAGACGCACGUUCUGGAUGGCUUUUUGUGAGGAUCGAUAUGCCAGCAUUGGGACGGGCUGGCCGAUGACUUUCGACGAGAGAGAUAUCAUGACAAAUUUACCCUCCAGCGAGGAAGCAUUCAUCUCCGGCAAACCUGAGCAGACUAUGACACUGUCUGAAGUCAUGGCGGGUGAAGGAAUUCAAUCGUUGUCGCCUUUAGCUGGCGUGGUUAUGAUGGCAUGCCUCUUCGGACGGAAUCUUAUGCACUUGCAUCGGCCUGAUCCCCAGGACAAAGAACACGAUCUCAAUGGCGAGUUCUGGAAACGUCAUCGAGCUUACGAUAAUAUCCUCCUCAACAUCUCUCUGUCGUUACCAAGUCAUCUUCGAUUGCCAAACGGGAUUGGGGACCCCAACACAGUCUUCUGCAACAUGAGCAUCCAUACAUCAACAAUCUGCUUGCAUCAGGCGGCCAUAUUCAAGGCGGAAAAGAAUCGAAUACAAAAUCAGAUCGCCGCGGAAAGCAAAAGGAGGUGUAUCAUUGCAGCGGACCAGAUCGCCAGCAUAAUGAAAAUGGUCAGCCAUACGGAUCUGUCAGUGAUGAACCCUUUCAGCGCCUUCUGUCUUUACGUUGCCGCUCGUGUUUUUGUGCAAUAUCUCAAGUCUCGUCCCGAGGACCAGACUGUUCGAUCGUCUCUCCAGUUUCUUCUUACUGCUCUGAACGCCCUUAAGUCCUACAGCACGCUAACUGAAUCGUUUCUGAUUCAAUUGGAUGUUGAUCUGUCUGGCACGGAUCUUGCGGCGGAUUUUGCCAAGAGUCUCAACCCAUGUCGGGACAAACGAAUGCAGCAGUCGAGUGGUGUCGGGACCGAGAAUCCGUUACAGGGCACGAAUGCUCUCAACAUCACGGGAUCGCCCUACAGCCAGGGAGGUUCGCAGACCUUUGGUUCCCUUCCUAGCCGGCAGAAACAAUCGGAAAGCCAGCGCUCCAGUUCGAAUAGUGGUCACAGCAGAGCAUGUUGUCACCCACAAGGGCUCAAUUCAUCGUCUGGCAAUCCAAGUCCGCGCACCGACGAAAAUGGACUAUGGACAGGUCUAGACAUGGAUAUUUCGCCUGACAUCAGUGCUGGUGAUCAGCAGGUUUCAGGGUCGGACAAGGCCUCGCCGGCGACAAUGAACUCGUCAUCGAAUACAACUUUCACGCCACCAGCUCCAGAUAGGCCGUUCCCGCACACGCAGUCGCAACACACUAACACGGGUGAUUCCCAUCAGCAUCCCUCUAAACCAGUUACAAAUGCAAACCUAGCGCUCUUUUCUCAGACUCCUGACGACCUUCCUGCUG
Molecule: messenger RNA, 2317 nt
Organism: Rasamsonia emersonii CBS 393.64
Lineage: Eukaryota; Fungi; Ascomycota; Eurotiomycetes; Eurotiales; Trichocomaceae
Product: C6 transcription factor Prf
Exons: 6
Biological process (GO): DNA-templated transcription; regulation of DNA-templated transcription
Cellular component (GO): nucleus
Molecular function (GO): DNA binding; zinc ion binding; DNA-binding transcription factor activity, RNA polymerase II-specific
Source: RefSeq, a predicted model, not a curated record